AUCGGACUCCAGAAGGAGCAAGUGGUAGUGAGGAACCAGCCCCAACUCCGCUCUCCUGACACUCGGACCCACUCUCCUGUCUCUGCUCACCACCAUGAAGGUCCCUGUGGCGGCUCUUGCCAUCCUCCUCUGCAUCGCGGCCCUGUGUACCCACGUCUUCUCUACACCAAUUGGUGCCGACUCCCCAACCGCCUGCUGCUUCUCCUAUGUCUCCCGGCAGAUGAAAUUCAAAUCCAUAACCGACUAUUAUGAGACCAACAGUCAGUGCUCCAAGCCCGGCAUCAUCUUCAUAACCAAAAAAAACCAGCAGGUCUGUGCCAAACCCAGUGAGGCCUGGGUUCAGGAAUACAUCACCAACCUGGAACUGAAUGCUACAAGGAGCCCAGUGACCUCUGUGGACAGACUGUAGAGCAGGGGCUCAAACCUCAGAAACAUCCUUGAAGCCUACACAGCUAACUCUCCUACCAGCGGUGUAUCUACGUAAAAUAGCAUCUAUGGCAAUUAGUUUUAAAUUCCUGAAUGACCUCUCACAACUGUUGAUGGAAACUAUGAUAGCCAAUAGAUACUAUUCAUUGGCGCCCACCCACCCCCAGGUGGCACCCAGGGCACGUGCCCUAUCUGCCAUACCUUUGAUAUACCUCUGCUACGGCUGAUGGACAAAUAACCACACUAUGGGACUUUUCUUAACUUAACUUUUAAUUUAUUUAUACUAUUUAAUUUUUAUUUAAUUUUUGUAAUUUAUUUUCUCUACGGUACUGUGUGACUUGCUUGCUCCGAUAGGACCCAGGAUAUGCUCUCCACCACCCCACCCUCACUUUUCAUUCAUACUGUGAUUGGUAAGAAUUGAGUGACUAUCAUUGGCUUGUUCUAGGCAGAUGUUGUACCAAAGCCACCAGACUGACAAAUAACCAUUGGACACACUGAAUAAUAAAGAUGCUCUUUUUAAAAAGUAAA
Messenger RNA from Loxodonta africana (African savanna elephant), 954 nucleotides. RefSeq names its product C-C motif chemokine 3-like. Gene Ontology annotation, molecular function: chemokine activity. NCBI's taxonomy places the organism in Eukaryota, Metazoa, Chordata, Mammalia, Proboscidea, Elephantidae. Gene Ontology annotation, cellular component: extracellular region. Bases 95 to 409 code for a protein of 104 amino acids. The transcript is spliced from 3 exons. Gene Ontology annotation, biological process: immune response; eosinophil chemotaxis. The record is from RefSeq and is a predicted model, not a curated record.